Messenger RNA from Stegostoma tigrinum, 2464 nucleotides. Its product is annotated as interferon alpha-inducible protein 27-like protein 2A. Gene Ontology annotation, biological process: apoptotic signaling pathway. Gene Ontology annotation, cellular component: mitochondrion; membrane. The transcript has 6 exons. Lineage: Eukaryota; Metazoa; Chordata; Chondrichthyes; Orectolobiformes; Stegostomatidae. The coding region runs from base 592 to 975 and encodes 127 amino acids. The record is from RefSeq and is a predicted model, not a curated record.
UAUGUACAACCUAAAGGGAACCUGGUGAUCUAAUGGCCUCCAGCUUCUUCGUUUCUGGAACAGGUUUUCUGACAGCGCUGCCCACACACAACGUAGUUCACUCUCGAUUUCUGAGGAAACGAAAGUGAAACUAACGACGAAAGAGAUAACACGCAGCAGAGCUGGAUGAACGGGUCUCGACCCUUCUUCAGAAAUGGGGGAGGGGAAGGGGCUUCUGAAAUAAAAAGGGAGAGAUUGGGGAGGCGGAUCAAGAAGAGUCCCUGGAAUCUUGGGAGGAAAAAAAUUGGAAGUGGGAAAAAACGUGGCACUUUAUAACUUUUUUGCUGAACUGCAAUUAUAAAAUACUAGACACAGCCCAUUUUCGCGGGACAAAGAUAAUAUGAGUGUUUUACGCUCCAUAAGCACGGAAUGAGCCGAAACUUACAGGUAUUAGGACAACCCCUAAGUUUGCUGCAUGUAUUCUGCACUGCAGAGUGUGAGUAGAUGCGUCAGUUGAAUGCUCCUACGGCUCAGAUUGUAAAUUGUAUUGUUUUCUAGCUGCUACUAGAAUCUGCAUUUCCUGAAUUAGUCACCUUCAAAAGUAGUAGAAAGAUGCUUCAUCUGUUCUACAUUGUGUUGAUCUUGUCUGCUUCAUUCAGCACAGUGAGAGGUUCAAGCUCAAGUGAGUCAGAUUGGUCAACAGCUGCCUGGAUGGUAGGAGGAGCAGUUGCUGCUGUGAUUGCUGCCCCUGUUGUCGUUGCUGCUGCUGGUUUCACUGGUGCUGGAAUAGCAGCUGGAUCCUUAGGAGCACAAAUGAUGUCUGUGGCUGCAGUCGCUAAUGGAGGAGGAGUAGCAGCAGGCGGUGUUGUAGCAACCCUCCAGUCUGUUGGAGCGGCUGGACUCUCUGCUUAUGGCACUGCUGUCGUAACAAGUAUUGGUGCAGUGGCUGGCUCUGCUGUGAAAAGCAUUCUUCAGAAUUCUGAAGAUGAGCUCUAAAGUUCACAAGUUACUUUAGACACCUGAACAGGAAUGAGCCUGCUCACGAGGGUGUAUUAAUUCAGCAAUGAGGUCAAAAUCUGUUAGCUGUUAGUUUAUUGUAUAGACUAAUAAUUUGAAUAUAUGUGUAGUAUUACUGAAAAAAAAUCAAGUUGUUUGUUGAAGAUUUCAUUCUUGCAUUUAUCCAGACAAUUUGGAAGAAAUACCUUUGUAAUGUGAAAGCAGCAUGUAUACUAUGAGAGGAAGAUGCUGAUUGGCAAGUGGACUCUUGGUUGGUAGAGGCAUUGCUAUGGAGAAUGUACAAGUUAAAUAAAGUUGUUUGACAAGUUUAUCUAAAUCUUGAGGGAGCUAUGUUAACUGUAGUUGAGUAAUUACCCUGAGUUAAUUUGAAACUGUCACUGUUUGUUUGCAUGUACAUCCUGUCAGCAAAAUAGGUAUGACAAUUCUCUGGUUCAUUUCUCAGGGCAAUGUAUUGAACAGUCAAUAUGCUGGUUUAAAUUAAAACAAACCUUGGUGAUUAACUGCUAGUUAUCAUUAACUGGUGCAUUUGUCUUGGCAAUACUUCCACUGGAGUACACUUGACAACAGUCCAAAUGUUCCUGUCUUUGUAUAUAAAUAUUGGUUUCCCCUUUUAUGUUGGCAUUUUUUUACAAAUUGGAUUGGCGAGAGCAAGUCAAGAAGCUUUAACAAAAUGAGUUUAAUAUUACUAAAGUUUUCUACCAGCAAACAACAAUUAUUUUCAAUAAUCCUCAUUUUUUUGGAAUGGUUGGUUGCACCCCUUGUGCUACUCUUCAGAUCCCCUGUUUAUAAGCUUAAUUCAAUUGAGUUAACAUGCGGCACAAAGCAUUGUAGAAUGUUAAUUGUUCUAUAAGUGGUCACUGCGUGAAUGCGGACAUUCAGUUUUGUCACGACAUUUCAUAGAAAUGAUGACAUGUUUGGCAAUGCUGGAAAUAUAUUAAACAUAAUACCAAAUGUUUAAUUUUUGAAUUGAACCCAUCUGUUAACAAUAAGGGUGGCAGUUGUACGUCUUUUUUAAACCUGUUUCCUUGAUCAAUCCGUUUUAAUAUCUCCUCUUUUUUGUGUGAUGACCAUUUUCUUGUGAAACCACAUGGUUUGCUUUGUUACAUGAAAUGUGAUACAGAAAUACAAGUCACUGAUGUCAAUUUUUGAUAUGUUCCCUCUUUCCCUAUCACAUUGCCAUAAAACAGGGUGUUAUAACUGGACUUCCCAGCAUCACAUAUGAAAUUUUUGUGAGAAUGUGGGGCUAUUUAAUAAACAAAGCACGUAUCACAAAACAGAAAGUCUCAUGGUUGACGUAGAAGCCUUAGAAACUGUAUGUCUGUGAUUAUCGUUCUGUCAGAAUGACUUGAGGUGGUAUAACAAGUCAAGUCAAAUCCAGAGUGAAACCUUACUUGAUUGACCAUAUGUGUUUAUUAUUAAUUUCUACCAUGGUGGUCACUGUCUGAAUAAAUUUACAACAGGCUACUAA